UAUUAUUUUAAGGUUAUGUUUAUCACAAACUGUCGAUAAGUCGGUAUCAGAAGCCUCAAAACACGAUUAGCUGGUUAAACAGCACCACCCUGCGGAACUCUUAAGGCAUUACAAUGCUCGACUUUUAUUUUGAAGAAAAAAAACACGUACGGGAAGUCGGAGGGGAAAAUCAGCUGGAUUCCGCGGAAAUCAUCAACAGGACUAUUUUCCUUUCCUUAGCUAGCUAUCCAUCUGUCAACUACUAAUAAACCUUUCCUUCCUUUUUGCUGUCAAAACGCCACACUGGCGAUGUCGGAGUCAUACGAUUUCCUGUUUAAAUUCCUGGUGAUUGGGAAUGCUGGAACGGGUAAAUCCUGUCUGCUGCACCAGUUCAUAGAGAAGAGAUUUAAGGAUGAAUCCAACCACACAAUUGGAGUGGAGUUUGGCUCUAAGAUCAUCAAUGUGGUCAACAAAAUGGUCAAACUGCAGAUUUGGGACACUGCAGGACAAGAAAGGUUCAGGUCUGUGACCAGGAGUUACUACAGAGGAGCAGCAGGAGCUCUGCUGGUCUAUGAUAUCACCAGUCGAGAGACGUACAACGCUCUGACCACGUGGCUGAGCGAUGCCAGGAUGUUGGCCAGUCAGAACAUCGUCAUCAUCCUAUGUGGAAACAAGAAGGACCUGGACGCGGACAGAGAGGUCACAUUCCUGGAGGCUUCACGCUUCGCUCAGGAGAACGAGCUGAUGUUCCUGGAGACCAGCGCUCUAACAGGGGAGAACGUUGAAGAGGCUUUUGUCCAGUGCGCUCGGAAAAUCCUCAACAAGAUAGAGUCAGGGGAGCUGGAUCCAGAGAGGAUGGGUUCAGGUAUCCAGUAUGGCGACGCUGCGUUACGACAGCUUCGUUCUCCUCGUCGUGCUCAGCCACAGGGCACCCAGGAGUGUGGCUGCUAGUGGACCUGCCCAGGCAACACACAGACGAGGUGAAAGGCCAAACGGGUUUGUGAAGACCAGGAGAAGAACAGCCACAGGGGACCCAGGGUUCAGGUUGUCGUGCUGGUGACUCCUCUCUGACCUUUGACCUUUCACUUUGUUGUCAGGGCUGCAGCUCGCAGCCAUCCCCCCCCCCUCAGAGGUAACCAGAGACCGCCAUCCUCCAACAUGUUGCUCCACUAUUGGACCAAACCUUCCCCAGCCCUCCAAUCCGGACAUGAAUUACUGACCACCUUUCUCUCUGCCCUCUCACCUGCUCACCUCCCAACAUUAGUUUUCUCCCGUAUCACUACUCCACCUGCCUCCCGUCUGGACUACUUAAGGGAAAAGUUCCCAUUUUUAGAAAUGACUUUCUUUGGUGGUAAAAUAUGUUAAUUAGUCCGCUCCUGGCCCCGUAUUGAUACUUGAUACAUAGACACGAGGCAGAUUUUCUCAUCUAACUCUUGGCAAGAAAACAAUUUAUUGAACUAUUUCUUGGACCACAUAUUUAAAAACCCUCCCCUGCUAGAUUACGUCUCUCUCUCCCCCCAGCUGCUCUGAUUGCCUGUUAACUUCCCGCUCACACGUUUUAAACACACCACUAACCGUCUACUGACUACCUGUACAUUGUGCACUCUCUGCAUCCCUUCUUACACACUUUCUCUCCCAGUAAAGUGCACCCACGCAAUGCAACAGCCAAAAGACACUUCAUCAGCCUGCCUACCUUACCCUGUGUUUACAUCCCAUCUUUCUCUCCGUCACCUUCUCACUCCUCUGCCCCCAUCGCCCUUCCCUACAGCAUCCUAUACACUGUACAGUGUUUCUGUAUAUAGAGACUGACGCAUGUUUUCUCAAACAGAAUAUCAGAGUAUUUCAUUAUGAAGAGAUAUUAUAUGUAUAUUUAAGUAGAUAUCAUAUCCUGCAUCUGUUUCAUGCUCCACUGUAUUAUUAUCAUGUUAAGCUACACUGGCAACUAGUAAGCAAUAUAGAUGAGCAGUACUGUUUGCAGAAAUUGUGUUUAUUUGUGAAUGGGACAAGCUGAUGUGAAUUACAUUAUGGACUAACAUGUUUUUGUAGGAAAAGGCUGUUUUAUUGUUCAAACUCAUCGAUCGAGGGAAAAAAUAUUCUGAGCAUCAAUUUGGCCGUUUUCUGUCAUGGCUGAUUUAAAUCAUUUGUACAGUGAAAGUUACAUAUCAUCUUUUAAUUCACUAUGGACUGUUCAGAAGUGUAAUACACUCCUUUUAUCCAAAAGAUUCAUAUUGUGAGUGAUCUCUCUCAUCUAUAAAAGAUGCCUGUUUACAUGAAUACCUCUCUUACUGCUACCAGCGGUGGGGUAAUACUAACUGAAUGAUAUGAAACUGUCUGAUGUGUCUGUUUGAUUUUUAUUUGUCUCCAAAGAU
Cottoperca gobio is the source of this 2348-nucleotide messenger RNA. It is a transcript of the gene rab4a, whose product is annotated as RAB4a, member RAS oncogene family. The record is from RefSeq and is a predicted model, not a curated record. Bases 289 to 930 code for a protein of 213 amino acids. Gene Ontology annotation, biological process: Rab protein signal transduction. The transcript has 8 exons. Gene Ontology annotation, molecular function: GTPase activity; GTP binding. Lineage: Eukaryota; Metazoa; Chordata; Actinopteri; Perciformes; Bovichtidae.